This is a messenger RNA of Lethenteron reissneri (Far Eastern brook lamprey), 732 nucleotides long. RefSeq names its product prostate stem cell antigen-like. The record is from RefSeq and is a predicted model, not a curated record. Gene Ontology annotation, cellular component: plasma membrane. NCBI's taxonomy places the organism in Eukaryota, Metazoa, Chordata, Hyperoartia, Petromyzontiformes, Petromyzontidae.
GCAAUCGACAGUGGAGGUUUCAAGUUUUCGAGUCAAGGUCGCAUCUAGGAGAACGUUCAAAGUCGCCAUGGACUGCAGGGUGAUCAUCUUCGUCUUGUUCGUGUCAAGUUUCUCGCUUGGCAACGCACUGAUAUGCUACAAAUGCACGGCCUCCAGCAGCAACUCGGCAUGCAACUUGCAGGGGAGCGAGACCUGCAAUGGCACGUGCAUAACCACCGUCGGCUCGGUGUUAGGCUAUAGCAGCUACACCAAGUCGUGCAUCACCACCCCCUGCACGCCAACGAACCUCAACUUGUACGUGAGCAACUCGAAAGUCUCCUGCUGCACCACCGACUUGUGCAACGUAUCCGGCUCCCCGCGCCGCGUGGCUUCCAUCAUCGUGGCCACGGCGAUGGCUCUCAUCAGCAGCGCGGUGGGAUUCUAGCAAAGGGCGACAGGCAGAGGUCGCAACCGGGUACCCGAUACCCGUACCCUACCCGAUACCCGGCUACCCGUACCCGGCCGGGUACGGGUAGCCGUUUGCGACCCUGGUGCGGCCGGGUACGGGUAGACCGUGAGUCACUGGUGAGUCACCGUGAUUGUCACUCAUUUCCCAACGUCUUGUCUCUUCUCACAAUUCAAGUUCCUAGAAUCAACCCACCCGCGCCUGCAACAUGGCUUCAUCCCAGAGGUCGCAAUCAGGUACCCGAUACCCGUACACUACCCGUACCCGGCCGGGUAUGGGUAGGGUAC